AGCAGAAGAAGAAGCAGCAGAGCUGGUGUAUUUGACAUUAGCUGAAAUGGGAAGCUAACAGCGGGCGAGAAGUUUUCCGCUUGCACUUUAUUAAAGUCAAGCCGUGUGUAUGCAACAAGUCAUGGAAAACCAAGUGAAAUAGCAGGUCGAGGGUUUUAAAUCGACGCCACAGCGGGGCUGCAGCAGGUGGAAGCAGCCGCCGCCGCCGUGGAGAUGGCCAGCUUGAACUGGAAGCCGUUCAUCUACGGAGGGAUGGCCUCGAUUGUCGCAGAAUUCGGGACAUUUCCCGUUGACCUGACGAAGACCCGGCUACAGGUCCAGGGUCAGUCCCAGUACACAGAGGUGCGCUACAGAGGCAUGUUCCAUGCUCUCUUCAGGAUCGGCAAGGAGGAAGGCAUCCGGGCACUCUACUCUGGGAUUUCUCCUGCCCUGUUAAGACAAGCUUCUUACGGGACAAUCAAGAUAGGAACGUACAACUCUCUGAAGAGGCUGUUUGUCAGUCAUCCAGAUGAGGAGACCAUGGUCAUCAACGUCUUCUGUGGUGUUGUGUCUGGCGUCCUGUCCUCCUCUCUGGCCAACCCCACUGACGUCCUCAAGAUCAGAAUGCAGGCACAGGGCAGUCUGCUCCAAGGCAGCAUGAUGUCCAACUUCAUCAACAUUUACCAGACAGAGGGCACCAGAGGGCUGUGGAGAGGUGUCAUUCCCACAGCGCAGAGAGCAGCCAUUGUCGUCGGGGUAGAACUUCCCGUUUAUGACAUAACAAAGAAGCACCUCCUUCGCUCCGGCCUCAUGGGAGACACAAUUUUGACACAUUUCAUCUCGAGUUUCACAUGUGGCUUGGCGGGGGCACUGGCCUCCAAUCCUGUAGACGUAGUCCGGACCCGCAUGAUGAACCAGCGAGUUUUGUCAGGAGGCCCGUUGUACAAAGGAACACUAGACGGAGUGAUGCAAACAUGGAAGAACGAGGGCUUCUUUGCUCUCUAUAAGGGAUUCUGGCCUAAUUGGCUGCGACUGGGGCCUUGGAACAUCAUUUUCUUCAUCACCUUCGAGCAGCUGAAGAAGCUCCCAUUUUAACACCAGCAGGAAGCGGGACUACACUGGUCUGUCAGACUGUGUCGGGCAUAUAAGUGGGGGUGUGAGCACGGCAGCACCUGGAGUUUUGGCACCACUAUAUAUACACACUCCCUUCAGAACCAUACCAAUGAUACAACACGGUAUCAGUCAUUUCAUCACGCUUAUCCAAAUCUUAUGUCGAUUUUUAUUUUUUGUUUUAUUUAUUGUCACUGGUUCUGUUUUCGUACUGUUUUAAAGGACUGCUGCUUUUACUCUCACCCUCAACCACACAUGACACUCCCCAGGCAGCUAAAUGUUCGGUUGUAGCAGAGAGUUUGGAAGACUAGUUUCAUAUCUUCGAGACGAUGAGAAAGACAAGAUUUUAUCACUGUUAAGUCUAGUAAACUUUGGCGACCAGAGGUGGCACUUCUGAUCUGGAAACAUAUGAGAAACAAAUUUAUCAAUAAGCCCGCAAAUUGCCCGAAUGUCAAAUAUAGUCAUGCAUGACCACUCAGUUUGUGGAGAAAAAGAAGAGAAGAGUAUGACUUUUUUUAAAUGAAUGAUGUAUAGAGAUUUUAAAUGCCCAGGCAUGCAUGACAUGCUCAGAAAAUGAGUCAAUUUUAACAGUUGACUGUCGAGGAAUUGCAUGAAAGACAAGAAGCUGACUGUUACAGGUAGUUAGGGUACUGAGGAAGAACAUUAAGCUCACACUGACAGAAAAGAGGAAAUGAUCCUCAACAGCACUCCAGAUGAGCUCAUGAAAAAUGACUCAUAUGUUGUGAUCUCGUCUGUUAUAUUAAGGUGUCAAAAGAAAGUGUUGCAAAGAGUCUUUAAGGUGCCAGAAAAUCACUCAACACAUGAACUCCACUCUGACUUUAAAGCGAAAGACUGAAACAGUCUAUUUAGCAUUAUUUAUUGUUUUUGUUCUAUUAAUUUCCAGAGACUUACUGGAACAACUCUGAACAUCUGUGAUCUUUAAAGAGUGAACACUGAAGCUUUACUUGAAACAAUCUGAAAAUCUGAACCAAAGCCUCUCAUGACAAAAGACAAAACAAAAAUCUUUUCUUUUUUAAGUUAUUUUUAAGGAUAUCGACUCCAAAUGCGUUUUUGCAUUCAUUUUUUCCGUUUCAUUCACCUCCAGUCUGCUGCAGUAUUAGGAGCUAAUGGUCUGCGAGCGGUGCUCACUGCCAUGAUUUCAUUUAGGAUCCAGUACAUAUUGUAAAUCGCUGUAUAGACGUCAGUCACGCAAGGAGGUGGAUGUAUUUUAUCUUACGCAUGUCCAGGUGUACAUAUGAUGCCUUGUUGUGUUAUUUUUAUUGCGUCCCUCGUUUGAGGUGAAGUCAUGGCAUGAAGAUGAAAAGAGGGCCCUUAUGCCAAAUUUAGUUUUUACCAAACUGGGUUACAUUGUAAAACAGACCAAAUUCAUUUUUUAAGUAACUUGUAUUUUGGAUAAUUUAUGGGAAGCCAUGAAAGAUAUUUUAACAGUAAUCCUAAUCAGCGUGGGGUUCAUUGUUUAAAAUGACUUUUUUUUUAAAUAAUGCAUUACUUUACUUAUUUACUCCGUGUAGAAAGUAAUUUGUUGCACCACUUACGUUACUUUACUUUUCAGCAUCGCCUGAACAAACAAAUUAAACACACUCAAACAAAAGAAGUUCAGUCGCUUGAUCACCAAACUGAUCCAGUUUAUUUUAGUGUUUAGUGUUUUAGUGUGUUUAUCACAAAAGCAGUGGUUAUGCCAUUGUGGAUUCUGCCUAUCGGCCCAGUUAAUUAUCGAUUCCCAUGUUGAUUCCUGAGCAAUUUUCUGUGUGGAAAAAUGUAGGCAUGUGUAUUCUGUAGUAGAAAAAAGGCGUGCACGUGACCUGUUUUAACACUGGAACACUCAUUGGAAGCAGUGGUGUGUCAAAUACAUGACGUGUCUCACAUUGGAGCUUAGAAAGAUCUUUCAGCGUAUUUCCGGGGUGUUUGACAUCACUGUUUUACAACGCACAACAAUACUGCAUUACAGACAAAUGAAAUAUGAUUCCAGUAAUAUGUUAUAACACUCGUCCUAACAUGCUAUGAAUCAUUUGCAAAUACUAUUUUCCAGGUGACCUCAUUCUUUGAGCCACCUGCAUCACCAAACCUGUUUUUUUUAUGUUAAAUGUUAUAUCAGUGAUUUUGAUUUGUUUCAAUAGCUGAAGAUAUUUAAUUUCUCAGGCUGUGACGCAGAAGUUUCUCAUCCUGGCAGCUUUAUAUUCUGUCGUCAGACAGGUGUGAGACAAGUGUGUCUGUCUUUGGUUGAAACAGCACAAACCUGCUGGAUUCUAUAACUGACGCACAUUGAAAAUAUUUAUAGCUUAAUUUGCACUGGCACCAGCAUGUCUGCUGCUGUAUGCAGUGUCGCUGUUCCCUGGUCUGUACAGCAUUUGACUUGUUUUAGACUGUAAACCAGUUUCCAUCUCAUUUCACCUAUGAACAGUAGAAUAUAAUAGAAUAUCUGUAGGGAUUUGGUGGGUGAGGUUUUCCCCUUGACAGGCCUGCUUCUCGUACACGGUGAAAUGCAUCAGAGGUCAUCACAGCUGCAGAAACAGUUUUUUAUAGAACAAAAAAUUCUGACGGCAGAAUCUUAAAAUCAAACCCUUUACGUGUACUAAUGUAAAUUCAACUACAAUUAUCUGUAUUUGCACAUCUGAAGGUUGAAUUGUGCCGUUUCAGAGGCUGCAAUGUUUUGAAUGUGUCCUGGCAUAUUACUGCCUUUCUGGUGAAAAAUAUUUUAAUACACUUGCACCCUUACAGCCUUACACUUCAUGUCAUCACCUGUUAAUCAUAUUAUUCUACUAUAAUGUUCCUCUGCUCAUAAGGAUGCCUCAUUACCACAUAGAGUAGGUUUUUUUAGUUACUGUCCACGCAGUGUGCUUACAGUUAUCAAUACUGAAAUUGAAGUCAAGACGUUUUAAUGUGUUUAUCAUGAUUCAACUAAUUUUUUGGAUAUAUGUUGUUUAUGUUUGUGUCGUAAAGAAUCUUCAGCUUCUGCUUUUUACGCUGAUCAAAUUUGACCUUCCGAAUGAUUCAUCUAUUUAAUUGACUCUGUGUUCAGCGAACCUGAAUGCAGUUCAGCAGGUGUUUGUGUUCAUUCCUGCUCAAAUAUUUUGCUCACGCUGGCAUGUUUUAUCUGAUUUUUGUGUUUUUUAAUUUGAACUGUUACGAAGUGCUUUGAGUCUCGAAUUUGUGACACAAGGUUUGUUGACCAAAAGUUUUGACCUUCUCCCUUUUCUUUAAACCAGGCAGGGAGAUAAAAAUCCUGUCACAGAUGAAUCCAUUUUGUAAGAACAUGAUUCACUAAAGAUAUCUCAUUUAUGAAGGAACCUCUUGUGUGGCCUCAUUUUAACAGAAACUUUAAACUGAUUUGUCUCCAACUUUGAACAAGUCCUUAGUUUCUUAAAUCACACACCA
Larimichthys crocea (large yellow croaker) is the source of this 4485-nucleotide messenger RNA. It is a transcript of the gene slc25a14, whose product is annotated as solute carrier family 25 member 14. Gene Ontology annotation, biological process: transmembrane transport. The transcript has 9 exons. The record is from RefSeq and is a predicted model, not a curated record. The coding region runs from base 214 to 1074 and encodes 286 amino acids. NCBI's taxonomy places the organism in Eukaryota, Metazoa, Chordata, Actinopteri, Sciaenidae.